Rotaria sp. Silwood1 is the source of this 264-nucleotide messenger RNA. The record is from the annotation of a GenBank genome assembly. NCBI's taxonomy places the organism in Eukaryota, Metazoa, Rotifera, Eurotatoria, Philodinida, Philodinidae.
AUGGCCAAUAAUGAAAUUGAACAAAUAACUAAAAAUGAAACAUCAGACAAGAAACGUUCAAAAUCUAAAAAAGAAAUUAAUCAUAAUAAUGACUAUUCGUAUAUAUCUGAUUAUUUACAAGUAACCAAUCGUAUAUUUAAACAAAUGUUCAUCAGUUCAUUAGAAGGUGCUGAUAAAAUUGUUAAACGAUUAAAUACAAGUGAAAAAAUUAACUAUAUUCGUCAAUAUGCUUAUUUAAUACAUCGUCUAUUCUAUGUACAAUGA